This is a messenger RNA of Pelobates cultripes (western spadefoot toad), 480 nucleotides long. The record is from the annotation of a GenBank genome assembly. NCBI's taxonomy places the organism in Eukaryota, Metazoa, Chordata, Amphibia, Anura, Pelobatidae.
AUGCGUAAUGAAAUAAACCUCUACUUCGCGUCCAAUGCGCCUAACGGUCCCACCCCCGCCACACUGUGGCUAGCACACAAGACCGUUAUCCGGGGGAUCCUGAUAGGUAGAGCGGCAUAUCUUAAAAGGGUCAAUCAUAACACUUUGAUCACACUCCUCAAAAGAGUUCAAGACCUUCACAGAUCAAACCAAGCAAAUCCCACCAAGAUACUCCAACAACAAAUACAAACCACGCAAAACGAAAUUAACGAAAUUCACCUCCGUAAGGCAAACGCAGCAUUGAAGAAACUAAAAGCCACUUCCUACUCAAUGGGAAACAAGGCUACGAAACUGUUAGCACUAAGACUACGCGACAAGCAAGCACAAACGAGAACACAAUUCCUAUACACACAAUCCGGGCAAAAAGUAAUGCAACCCACACAAAUAUGUAAUGAAUUCGCUCGCUGUAACGGCACACUGUACAACUCCAGACCACCCUAA